Scutellospora calospora is the source of this 178-nucleotide messenger RNA. The record is from the annotation of a GenBank genome assembly. Lineage: Eukaryota; Fungi; Glomeromycota; Glomeromycetes; Diversisporales; Gigasporaceae.
AUGUUAUCAGGUGUAAUAUAUGCUACUCUUAAUAUAGUCUGUCAUACAAUGCAUUACCUUAAAAAAACUAUAGCUUUACCUAAAAACGAAGAUGAUAAAUAUUAUACAAAUUUAUUAAAUGAUAAAUUAGAUAAAGUUGCAAGCCAAGAUGAAGAUACUAAUGAUGAAGUUACAACUA